Messenger RNA from Dicentrarchus labrax (European seabass), 11251 nucleotides. It is a transcript of the gene nhsl2, whose product is annotated as NHS-like 2. Gene Ontology annotation, biological process: cell differentiation. Bases 569 to 4525 code for a protein of 1318 amino acids. The transcript has 10 exons. The record is from RefSeq and is a predicted model, not a curated record. Lineage: Eukaryota; Metazoa; Chordata; Actinopteri; Moronidae.
CACACACACACACACACACACACAUAUAUACGCACAUGCUCAUCUCCAACAGCCAAACCUUUCAUUGAAAUGUGUAGAGGUGCUCUCACACACACUUUCUUCCUCUCUCUCUCUCUCUCUCUCUCUCACACUCACACUCACACACACACACACACACACACCGGCACACAGGCUGCUUUGUCAACAGCUCACGUAGCGCGGUGCACUCAGGCGAGCUGUCACACACACACAUAUAGCGUAGGACACACACUCUUCCCUCUCUCUCUCUCUUUCUCGUCUUCUGUCACUCUCUCUUGUUCGCCCUCAGCCGCAAUCACAUGCCGAGCUUCACACACACACACACACAGAGGCAUGCAGUCACACACUCCGGGAUGCAGGCGGCUUCAGUGAUGCUGUGACGCUCUGUCCUCACACACACACACUUUCUCGGUUGUCUUUGCACACUCGCAUGCUUUAACACACGAGACACACACACACACACACACACACACACACACACCUCUCGUCAGCCUCUCUCUCUCUCUGUCAGUCAGUCAGUGUGUGUGUGUGUUUGUGGAAUGAGGCGGUGAUGUUUUGGGACAGGAAGAAUAGUAUGGGCAAUUCCCAACGACGGCCCAAAGGAAGACACAGACCCAAAUCGGCAACAGCCACCAGCGGUCUAGAGGCGGAGAGCGGCAGGCGCGGCGGUAGCAGCAGCAGCAGCCACGGCGACGGCAACCACAGCAGCAUCAGCGGCGGAGGAGGCAGCAGCAGCAGCGGCGGCGGCGCGGCCCACUUCAGGUCUCCAUGGCAACAGAGCGUGAACGUGUUCGGCUCGUGGAGCAGGCCGGAGUGUGUCGAGGAGCUGCACCAGCAGGCGCAGCUCAACCUCCAGAGCCUGCUGCAAGACUUUGAGGAGCAGUUGUACGACACCAAGCUGACCGGUCAGACUUUCCGGCAUCCGUCCUCGCAGAGCUCUGACGACACGUCCACCUCGCUCAGCCGAUCGCCCAUCUCCCUCAACAACAAGAGACCUGACUUCAUCUUCCUGCCGGCAUCCAAACAGCUCUAUGAAGAUGAAACCACCUCCUCAGUGUUUGGACUGAGGUCAGUGACCGACCCGUCUCCCUCUCCGACCCCGUCGCCCUGCGGCUCAGACCGCCCUCCGCUGGGUUGGAGUAGUAACAACAGCAGCAGCAGCACUGCUACUUCUGCUACCAUCGGACCGCCUGUUGCAGAGAAACCACGCUGGCACCUCGGGAGACGUACACCGGGCCACUUUAUACCGCUCGACGUCACAGGUGAAGGGGGAGGAGGGAAAUUCCACGGUGUCGACCUCCUCCAGCACUCCCCAUCCCCAUCCCCCUCUCCAGGGGACCCCUUCCCCCACCAGCCCCGCUCCCUGGAACCUGUAACGGACACCUUCCACCAGAACCUCCCCCUGAGGAAGACGCACUCUGACCUCGACACAACCUUACCUGCAGAUACCACUUUGGGGCAGCGUGCCCCCGACCAACUUCACCCAGGAACUAUGGACCACUCUGGGCUGCUGUGCUCAAACACACCCUCUGCUUCCUGGAACGGACCUAAGGGCUCCACCUUUUCUCCUGGAGCGUGGAACGAGCCUUACAAUUACAGCAUGAACAAAGGCCCCGCCGUUCCACCCAAACAGCACAGCAUUAUCGGUAAUGCAGGAGGAGGGACGCAUGACGGGGUGAUGUUGGUGAGCUCAGGACAGUCGGUGAGCUCACAUUCCAGUUCAUUUACGUCAGUGACAAACCUUUCUGGGAGAGGAGGGAAUAACAUGCCAGGGAUUUCACUGGCAGCAGCGAUGAUGGGCAAGCGGAGCGAGACAGAAGGGGCUGCUGCAGACGGAGGGAGAGGAGGAGGAGGAGGGGGGGGAGGGGGAGUUGGGGAGACGGCGAGAGGGCGGGAGAGGUCGGCACGUUCCAUAGCAGCAGCGAAUGCCUUCAAGUUCCGGGAGCGUUCCCUUUCUACACCCACGGAUUCUGGUUCCUUCUGCUUUACAGAAGGUGGUUUAGGCCAGCCGGACAGGAACAUUUUAUCUACAGGGAACGGGAAUGCUAUGGCAAUAACUGACCACCAACAACAGCAUCAUAACUUCCUAGGUUUGAGUGAGAACUACGCCCUUCUCUACCCUAGGGGGAGCUCCGAAGACAGUGCCAGUACCACAGACACAAUCUCUGUCACAGCUUCAGAUUAUAGUGCAGAUGGCCGCUUGCGCCUACGCUCCCGCUCCAUCUCACUUAAGAAGUCCAAGCGCAAGCCGCCACCUCCUGUGAGGAGCGUCUCUCUCAUGAAGAACCUCGGAGAAGCUGAGGGGAGAAUCCACCAUGACGGUGGUCUUUACCGGGAUGGCCGACCAAAGAGUCUACACAUCCCCAGAGAUCAUUUCCCAGACUUCCAGCCCGAUUUCCUCCUGCCCAGCUCAACCUGCUCCUCUAAACCCAGUGUUAGUGAGCGGGAGCUGGUCCAUGGUGGCCCUGAUGGACCUCCUAGCCUGGAGGUCCAGGCUCCAGACAGGGAGGGAGAGACAGAGCUGACCUUCCCUACCCACUGGCAGCUGGGAGAGUGGAAGAAUGACCCUUACAGGUCUCUAUCGGGCUCCAGCACAGCAACAGGUACCACAGUGAUUGAAUGUAUGAAAGUCAGAGGCAGCUCUGAGUCCCUGCUUGAUUCUCCUUCCACCUCCAGAGCCACCUCACCCUCACAGCUCUCCAUGGAAACUGACAUCAAAGCAUCCUCGCCCUUCAAACCCCCAGGACUUAUGUCCCCAUCAAGUGGCUAUUCCAGCCAGUCCGAGACUCCCACCCCAACUGUUCCACUCAGCCAUAUGGCAGGUCACGGGACAGUAGGGACAACAGGGACAUUAGGGACAUUAGGAUGCAAGUUGCGGCCGAAGAUCCCAGAAAGGAAGUCAUCGCUACCAUCACCCAAGGACCCGGCUGCAAGGUCUAGAUUGUCCUUUGAGAUGCCUGGGAAUGCACAUCUGGAGCUUUCAUCAAUCAAGCCAAAGCAAAAGGCCAGCAGACGGCAUUCUGACACCUCAACAGCGGCAAAACCGGGAAAAAUCAGCCCCAACUCGUCACAGGCAUUGCCUGUGGUUACCCAGAAUGAGCUGAAGACUAUUCGGCUUCGCUCUGUCUCUCGUGGAGACUUGGAGGAUUGUCCUGAUGGAGCGUCUGACACCAUUGAAGAAGAACAGCAUGGGCGAGACCUAGGCGAGGACCCCAGCCCACCACCCACCCUACCAAAACCCAAACCACCUGUUGCUGUCAAGCCCCCGUUACCCAAGCGGCCCCUAAACCUCCUCCUCAAGUCUCCUUCCCCCUCCUCCACUUCUCCCCAAGCCCUUGACUCACCUCCUGGCUCACCUGUGGACCGGCCUGUGCCCCUAGGCAACAUAUACAAAGUGAUGAAAAAGCCCAAACCUAAAAAACCUAUACCACAGACUCAAACAAGUACCUGCGUUCUCCCAGAUUCUAUCACAGCUCCACAUACUGCCUAUGACCAUCCAUUCCUCCCCCACUCCCAAUCCCUCUUUGAUCUCCCUCCUCUUCCAGACCCCCAGCCUCUCCUUGAAGACCCAGUAAUGGAGCCUGAAUUUGAGGCAGACCCAGAGAUCCGUCUUGGUCCUGGGGAUGGAGGCUCACUCCCCUCUCCCUGCAGUAACCAGGAGGCCCCGGAGCUUCAGGACAAGAGCAAGACACUUCCCACAAGGAUGACAAUCUCCUGUCUGGCAGAGCUGUCAGACAAAAAGAAACCCAAGGUUCCACCACCAGUCCCCAAGAAGCCAAAUGUCCUGCUUCUUCCCUCAUCGACCCACUCCUCGACCAAUGGCAGCACAGAACGACAGACGCCACAGACCGACAGCCCUGUUGGUCUUCGGUCUCCCAUAGGAGCAUUUUCGCCUGAAGAGUUUCCCAGUACUCCUAGUGUUCCCGAUAUGCCAGAGCAAGAUGAGAACCACUUGGAAACAGAUGAGGAGAGUUCAAAAGAGUCAUCUUUGCAGGAUUCCUCCCUCACAGAGCUGGGAGGGAAAAUGGCCAGCACUGGCAUUGGGGCAGAUGACUCUGCAGCCAAUGAGAAGACCGUACUCCACAUCGCCGAGGAAACAGAUGACGACUUGUUGGCUAGCACACCUGCAACACACACCACCGAAGACCUAUUCACUAUUAUUCACAGGUCUAAGCGAAAGGUUCUAGGUCGUAAGGAGCCAUCAGACUCCUUCGGCAGCCGCCAGAGCCUCGUGUCCCCGGUGAAGCACAGCACCAGCGGUAGUGACCUCCGAAAUCUAACCUUAGGCAGCAGUCAGAGGUCGAGCUCUCGCAAUGAGAACUUCAUGGCCCUGCUUCAGAAGAAAGGCAGCAAGUCUUCCAGCGGAGGAGCCAGAGUCUCUGCUAUGGAGCUUCUCAAAAGCACAAACCCUCUGGCACGACGGGUCACAGAGUUUUCAACCACCUCGUCGACAUCCGGUGAGGGAGGAGACGCAGUAUCCGGGAAUGGCAAACCCAACGAUCAAUGAAGAAUUGUUAACGGACGUUAACUAGGUCCAUUUGCUGUUGACAAACCUACCAACUAAUCCUACAAUUUGCAGAUGGGGCCCUCUGACUGACAUGUCCAACUGGAUCGCUCCAACUACUGAUUGACCAUUUGCACUGUCCAAUCAAAUUGGAGUAAAUUUUUGGACAAAAUGGUCCCUCCCAUGGUUGAAGCACCAUUGUUCCCUGCCAAACCGGUCCCCGUAGGAAAGUGAAAAACCUGGGGAGAGCAAACUUUGUUCUCACUAGAUUUUCAAUGAAAGCUGAAGGUUUUAAGGUUGUGCCUCAACACUGCAGCGUGUUUUCCUCAUUAAGGGAUUCGUCAGUGUAGAAGCUGAGUCAAUAGAUGGAUGGGAUGAGUUGACAUCGGGAAUAUAAGGAUAUACAGUGGAUAUCUUUACUCUAGAGUCCUUCUGGAUGAAGACAACAAGAGUCCCUGAUGAUGACAAUGUAUAUGAAUUUGCAACCCAUUAUACUGAUCCAUUAGGAUACCACAGAGGAUCAGUAAUCAAAUGAGUCCAUUAAAUAAAUGGAAUAAAAUACAGAAGAUGUCAGACUUCCAAAUGAUUCGUCUACGAUUCGACCAAAACCCUCCAAGCAGUAGCACUACAGUACAGACACCUGUAGACCUGCAUCAAUUGAAGGGUAAAUUAUUAAUGGUGUGAUGAGGCACAUAUGUCAAAAAAACCUUGGACAUAAUGACUGUGUCUUCUCUCUAUGGUAAAUGCAAUACCAUAGCAAGCAUCAGCAUGGCCAUUCUCAGAAAACACAACAUUCUGAUUGGACAGACGAAGCGCAGGAUUUACAAAGAGAAACCACAUGGGGGCUUUUCGCCACCAAAGAUGAGGCAUGAGCAUUUCGCAGAUUUUGAUGCUCGUGCUAGGAACACGAACGUGGACCUUCACGAAACAUUCCACAGAAGCACCCAGCAAAUGGACAACAAUUUUGGAACGCAAGCACUUUUCUUUUAACUUGGCGUCGGAGGUCGUUUACAUGGCGCAGCCUUUGCGUUGCUACAUUUAAUUCUCAAGACACUCAUCAAUCAUUAUUUUUUCAGUCUUUGUUUUAUCGUAUAUUUUUUUCUACACAUGCUAGAUGGCCAUAUACUGUACAUGUAUAAUUGGAUUGUAAUGUACGUAUCAUGUACAAAGACAAAUGUCACGCAUCUAUCAACGACUAUCAUUUGCAGACACGAAGACUAAAAAUAGUGUACAGAGCAGCAGGCAGCUUGGACUACAAACUGCCCACACGAUGGAGGAAAAACACACACUCAAACACACACACAAAGGACUACAGAGUAAUGCCAUGGAAGACAAACAGAACAGACCUAUCCAGUGUGUGUGUUCAUACGAGUGUGUGUGGAGAUGAAAUCUUGCCUGUGGAGUUUCUGUACGGAGAGUAUGAAGCAGGCCUGGUUAUUAAACAGGGUUUUUAUUCAUCUUGGUCUCUGGUGACGGGACCAAAGGACUGUUAAAAACUACAAACAGACCAGAGGGGACCUAACGGUGUGUAUGCUUGUGCGUGCGCUUGUGCGUGUUCAUGUGUGUGUUUAGAGGGAAGUGCCAAGAACAAAGUGGGAGAAAGAGAGAGUGCAAGUACAUGUGACUGUUUAUGUGUUUGCCAUUUUUUGUGUCCUCACUACAUGUGCAUAUUUGGACUGGCACAUAUUUUGUGUGUGUGUGUGUGUGUGUGUGUGUGUGUGUGUGUGUGUGUGUGUGUUUGUGUGUGCAUCGUCACCCCGCACUCCCACUCCCUUUUUCCUUGGGAUUAGAAUGACCGAAGCAUUCUAAUCCCCCCCUUACGCUCACACAUUACGGAACUAGAGGGAUUCUGGAACCCGAAGGGAUUCCGGAACCAACAGGAUUCCGGAACUAACAGGAUUCCGGAACCAAGAGUAUAUCGGGAACCAAUGGAUUACACAAGCAAAAGGAUUCCAGAACCCAAAGGAUUCUGGAAUGACUGGUAGAGUUUGGAAUUCUGGAAUGAGGGAGUCGUGGGACAUUAGAACCCCACCAGGGAAUUGGGAGACUGUCCACAGUGUCGCAGGGUGACGUUAUGGGGCCGAAUAGUUUUGUUUUGCCCUCCUCUGUGCACGUUUUCACACUCUGUCUCUCUCGUCUCAGAGGUGAGGUUGGCGGUCUGUGCCAUCCUCCUCCUUUCCACUCGUUCCUCUCCUCCUUUCAUCAUUGCUGGAGCACACACUCCAUCUGUCUCUCUGCAUACAGCAUCAUCUCUCUCUUUCUCUCUCCUGUAACCUCUCUUCUGGCACAUACAGUAGCACACUCUCUCUUUCUCCUUCUAUACUACAACCUCUCUCUGUUUCUACACGUAGCAUCGCCUCUCUAUCCCUUUUCCUCGUUCUCUAUCUUCCCACCACUGCCCACCUCCCAUCCUCUUUUAACCUCUCCAUCCAGUCCCCGACCUUCCCCCAUUUUCUCUCUCUUCCUCCUCUCCACCUCUCUGCAUUCAGUCUAUGCAUCUGAGCUCGGCAGACGACACGACACCGGAUGAAUGUCAAUGAAUGACUGUUAAGAAAAUAGAUGCUGUGCUUAGUUUGAGAGUGCAAAAAACAUCUUUCUAUCAACGCUUAUCUUCUGCCUUCUCUAUUUCUUGUUCUCUGAGUUUUUAUACUUUUUUCUUUACCUUCCUUUUGACUAUCCAUGUAACAUGGAAUUAACAUGGAGGGAUGAAUGAAUGGAUUUGUGCACAAACACGGAGACAGGCAGGGUUUGAAUGUGUUUUUGCAUAAAGAACCUUGCCUUUUGGACUGUGAACGAAACACCCUGUGGUCUUUGACCCCCUGACCGACCCUCAGUUCCUGAUCACUGUGUGGACGGUCUGAGAACUUUGGAUUAGCAGUGGUUCAGCUCUAACACCUGACUUAUCCCCUGCAUGGAUGGACCAUGUGGCGGGAGGAGGGAACCUUUCAUCUCUUGACUCCCAGUCGGCAAACUAUCCCUCGGUGCUAUUGAGUCAGAGCUCCCCCUAGUGGAUCGGAAAGGAGGAACCACACAUAACAAAAAGAGAGUAAAAAAAAACUCCUUCACACACAUCUCUCUUCCCUACAACAGUCCUUCAGGUAUUCCAUCACCCUGAGAAAAAAAGAUGAAGAUUUUAAAAAUGCAUAAAUUAUCACCAUUUAUGAUGAAUAGUCAAGUGACGCUUGUUUUAAAUAUUUAGUGAAUGAAAAAAAGAUAAACCUAUAAAAUUCUGUGUUUGUUUGCCUUGUAUACUGAAUUAUGGGCGUGUUGCUGCAGCGCCUACUGUGUUUUUAUUUUAUUUCAUUAUUUUUUUAUUUCAGCUGCCUUGAUAGUACACACACAAACACAACCUUUGCUAAAUCUGGUGAAAAUAACAGUGCAGGUGUAAAAAAGAGCAUUUUAUGUUUAAUCUGACCUGUAAAGAAAAGUCUAGAAAUCUGGUGUUACCAAUGAUGCGUGCCUCACAUAUCUUAAGUAUUUAUCAAACAAAUAUUUGCCCAAAUCUGCAUUCAUAUACAGGUAUGCAGAGUAGUGGCAGUGCAGUGAUAUUUUUCCUCUUUAGAGCAAUAUCCCUCAGAGCGAUCACGUAUCUGAGAUCAGAUAAGUGAAGCUGGAAGGGAGGACCGCUAGAUCAAAAAAACUACAAAACUUUAUUUGAACUAAACCCACAUAUUUUGUUCAAAACAGAGUGGGAACAGAGAGAUACGAGUACAGUGUUAGGAGAGAGUGUUGUGUCAGCACAAUAAUUACAGGAAUAGUUUCUUGUUAAAAAGUAAUAUGUGGUGUGUAGACGCUGCGUGCAUCUAAAAAUUUUGCCGUAAGAAUGUGUCACUUUCAGCGUGUGUUCAGGCUCAACAAACCACAGUGUUGUUUCACUUGUUCCUUGAGUAGACAGAUGGCAGAUAUCGUCAACAUGGCACAUUUGGUUCGACAGUUUUUAAUAGGGAAGUAAGUGGGUACAAACAAACAAAGAAAACAUGGGUAUACUGGUAGAAAAAAUGGUCCCUUUUGUGGGGAUACAAUCAUUUAAUAUUGAAAAGAACAUGUCAUUUUUGUGUAGUUUUACAAAUAUUUCUAAGAUGCAGAAAUAAUCUCAUUGGUUAUUAAAUCAUCAAUAGGCGGAGCCAAAGAACAUGCUGGGACAUUACUGCCAACUUGGUGCCAUAUUUUUGCUACUUUUUACUUCUACUAACAACAAACUUACUGAUCAUGGGAAAAAUUGGCCCUCAGUGUAUUUGGUUGAACCCUCAGCUCUUCUGGAAAUCUGGUUCCCUAAAACAGCCUCUCCCAUUUGAGAUUUAACCAAACCGAUGAGAAUAUUUGAGCUCAAAGAGAGGCUCUGCCUCCAAGAAAUAUCUGUAGAUAAUUACUAAUCAGAUAUGUUGACAACGUAUUAUAUUGAAAAUGACAUUUCUAUAAAGUGUGAAAAGAGAGCUGACAGGAGAAAUAUAUUGAAAAUUUAAUCCAUUAUCCCUUCUGUAGGAGGACAAGUAGGGAAGAGAGGUAGGAGGGAAAAUGAGGGUGUGGAGCAAAGGUUUGAUUCUGCUGAAUGCGGGGAUUACCACCACAUAUUCCAUCAUCUUUUCCUUCACCUCCUCUCUCCCUUCUUCUCAGCUGUCGUGUGACUCAGAGGAGUAAUCAUGUUAAAAGCUUUUCCCUCUCUCUCACUCUCUCGGUUUUCUUCCCCACAAAGUGAUGAAGCGUGUACAGAGUGCUGCGAUCGACCGUUAAUUAAUUUGGUUUAAUUUUACAGUCAGUCUCCGCAGAUACAGAACAGCAAAACAGCAACCUUAGACAUAAAUAAAAGCAGUGCGGAAAAAAGUUACCAGUUAAGUUGGACACUUGGGAGUUCAUGCAAGGAUAAUUUCCUCUAAAGCCAACAGAAAGAUCACAGUUUAUCUGAAUAAGCCAAACAACGCUUGUGUGAAUAAAGUGUUUACAGUCAUUUGUUAGUAUAAUGAAUAGAGCUCCUAAAACGAGACCAAAUGCCAGACCAGCAUAAACAAAUCAAACAUCCCAUCAGAUAAACAGUCGACCAUAAGUUAUCCAAGUAUUUGUAAAAGACUAGAAUAGAAUCUGUCAAAGACCAAAACAGCUACUACAGUAGUCAAAACAAUUAUUUUACCACUUUACUGAGAAAUCUACUACAAGUGGAGAAAAAGCUUUACAAUAAAAACACUGGUUCAUAUUUAGUAAAACCACCAGAGCAGAUAUCCGACCCAAGAACCUGAGAACUUAACAGAGAACGUAUCACAUUUGGUGUCAGGUUCAGGUCAUUUUGUUGUUUAAGAACUUCUUGUUUGGUUCGGGUUGGAUCCAGUUUGGUUAAUUUCCGACAUAAUUUAUCAAGAAAUUUCUCUUUUAGUAGUCUGCACAAGUAGAUACACAAUGUCCAGUGAGAAGACAAAAUGUAGCCAAUGCUUCACACUCACUAAUGUAUGAAAUAAGGCAAAAAACAUAGCUGUAGCUUUGGGCGUCAGGUCAGAUUUGGGUCUCAGUUUUUGGGCAGAACUCUACCUAUAACACAAAACUUAAAUAUUUUAGCUUUAGUUCACCAUAAUAAAGUGGUUCUCAACUCAGAGCCCCAGAAUAUCACAUUUGAAGAAUUUUAAAGCAAUACAAGUCUCCAAUUUCAACGACCUGCUCACUGUAAUCCACAGACCUCAAUUUAGUUGAGAACUACUUUCUGCCAAAUUACACCUGCCACAUGUUAAUCCCCAAGAUAUGCUCACAAGGAGCUCCGGUGGCUAUUACAAGUAACUAAUUUUUUGGAAAACUGUUGCUGUUGAGUGUUUCAGAUGUCACCCUUUUGUUGCUUUGGGUGCAACAAACUAAGAAACAAAAGGAUAACGAUACCAGUAUCAGUACCAUUAGUGGGAUACUGUUACCAAUAUAGUUCUUAAUCAGAUACCUUGUGUCGAAGAACCAUCCACCCAGAAGUUUUCUCCAGACGACUUACUACUACUGGUACUGUGUAUAUUGUUGAUAUCGCAAAGGUAUCGAGUACAGAUAUCCAGCCCUACAACAAACCCAACUCUGAUUGAGUUCCACGGACAUGUGGUGAGCUACAACUAAAAUCACUAAUCACACUAAAACUUCGCCUUGCUGGAGCCUAUUAAUGGGCUAUAAACUGUCCCUUUUUGAGUGUGGUGCAGCUUCAUGAGAGAGUGAAAGAGGGUGAAAACGAGCAACAGCGAAAGAAGGGUAAUGGUUGCAGAUUUGGGCCAAAGAGUUAUCUUGCAUUUGUUUCAGGAGUGCCAGAUGGGGGUUGGGUUUACAGUGUUGAGACAUUUCAGGGGUACUUUGGAGUACGGCAUGCUGCCCAUCACAAAAACUGACAUCCUCUGCUGGUAAAACCCCCCCUCCUGUGCCUCCAAGCAAAGUAAAACAAACCCCCAAACAUAAUUUUAACCCCUAAUUCAGGGGCUGUACAGGCAGCUUAUAAAGACAUAGAGAUGAUAAUUAGAGAGAGACAUAGAGAGAGAGACAGACAGAGUUAUUGGAAUUAUUCUAUUUUUGUUAUUCCCCAUUGAAAAAGACAUAUUUAAAGGAAUAUUCCGUGUAUGUAUUGAAUAACCUCUGUUUCCCCCGCCCCAUCCAGUGGUGUGAUCUGUGGCUGCGAGGUGGCGUCACACACAAAACGCCUCCCUCUGCAGCUAUACAAUGCCAAUGUGAUGAAAUUAUUAUAUCAUUAUAAAUAAAUUAUUUUUCUUGCUUAAAAAAACAAAA